AACAAUUUUUGACCGUGUUAAGAUCAAGAGAGGACAUGAUAACUGGUGAUGGCAAGCUGUUUGAGCAUCUGAGCUGAAACCAAAAUAAACUGUGUAAAUGAAGUACUGGACUGAAGUGAGUUUGUUUAGGAGCCACGCGUCAGAUAUCCCUACAAACACCUCUGAGUGACAAGAUGGUCAUUUGUCGCUACAUUUUGUCAAAAAUUGCUUCUUUGUGGAUUAUCACGCAUCACUUUUGGAACUUUUGAGCUUUCUAUGGAUUCCGAUGAGGUUUGGAUUAAUUGGACCGGACGUGAUUUAAGGACCAGUUGCGACGAAGUGAGCUAAUGGAUUCAAGUGUUUCUACCACCUGUUGACCACCUGUGAGGUACAGACCAAUGGCCAAGUUGAUCCACCACACUCUCUUGAUAUUCUACAUCCUCACCUUCUUGUUCGGCCUUCCUGCCAACAUCCUAGCGUUCUUUACAUUCUGUCGAAAAGUUUACCGCAAACCCACCCCAAUCGACAUUCUCCUGCUAAACCUGACAAUAUCUGACCUCAUCUUCCUCGCAGUCCUGCCUUUCAAGAUGAAGGAGGCCAUUGACAACUUACACUGGAGCCUUCCCUAUUACCUGUGCUCCAUUAGCAGUUUCCUUUUCUUUUCCACCAUCUACACCAGCACAUUAUUUCUGACUGCGAUUAGCAUAGAACGCUAUCUAGGCGUUGCUUUUCCGAUCCGGUACGCUUUGGGCCGCCGGCCGCGCAACGCUGUGAUCGCAAGCUGCUUCCUCUGGCUUCUAGGAUCUCUCAACCUCAGCAUCGUGUACAUCGUGCCAUACAUAAACUCGACUGACAACUCGAGCAACAGCAUGCUACAGCCCAAUCCCCACGUGAGAAUUUGCUACGAUAAUUUCACCAAAGAGCAGCUGAAAAUUCUACUUCCUGUUCGUCUGGAGCUUUUUCUCAUGCUUUUCUGUAUACCCCUCCUCAUCUGCUGCUUCUGCUACAUUAACUUCAUUCGAAUUCUCUCCAAGCUGCCCCAUCUCGGAAGACGUCGUAGACUCAGGGCCAUUGGGCUUGCGGUUGGGACGCUGUUGGUUUUCACCAUUUCUUUUAGCCCCUAUAACAUCUCGCAUGUGGUUGGUUUCAUCCACGAAAAUAGCGAGGGGUGGCGUCACUUGGCGUUGAUCUCCAGCACCCUAAACGCCUGUUUGGACCCAAUCAUCUUUUAUUUUUCGUCGGCUGCCGUUCGCAGUGCCAUACGAGCAUGCGUUAAUGGUCUGAAAGAGAAACUGCACAUUGUGACAUGCAGAAGAUGCUGUCCUUCUGGCCCUUCCAAAGCUGAGGCCAACAAGGAGACAAACCCACCUAUUGACCUGGGGUGAGCAACGAGACACAGACAGUAUUUCAUUUCACUUAGGACUAUAGGUGUUGUGUGCAUGUACUGGGAAGUUUACUUGAUGAGAGGUAAAUUAAAUCGGUUAUUUGGAUUACACAGAAAAUGUAUUUAUGAGAAGAACUGUGAUGGUCCCCCUCUCCCCCAACAUAAAUGAUCAGAAUAAAAUGUAUUUGAAUUCACCACUUUGUUAGUUCAUUUUGGUUCUGCGGUGUGACUAACUUUAAAAGUACAAAUAGUCUUA
Pimephales promelas (fathead minnow) is the source of this 1619-nucleotide messenger RNA. Lineage: Eukaryota; Metazoa; Chordata; Actinopteri; Cypriniformes; Leuciscidae. The record is from RefSeq and is a predicted model, not a curated record.